Messenger RNA from Paramecium sonneborni, 1450 nucleotides. NCBI's taxonomy places the organism in Eukaryota, Ciliophora, Oligohymenophorea, Peniculida, Parameciidae. The record is from the annotation of a GenBank genome assembly.
AUGAAAUAACAGAAAUAAAUUUCAUGGCAUCGUACGAAUGUUCGAUGGAUAUUUCUUGCAUUAACAUGCUUAUUUUAAGUUGGAUGUUGCAUAUGCAUAGAUUUUCCUUCAGUAUUAGCUAGUUAGAUCUAAUCAACAUUUAAUGUUGGUCAAAAAGAUAUAAAUUAUCUCUUUUCUAUAUAUUCUAUGCCAAAUAUAGUAUUACCUUUCUUUGGAGGAAUAAUAAUAGAUAAAAUAGGAGUUAGAAGUGCAUUGUUAAUUUUUUGUUCGUUUUUGGUAAUUGGAUAAGGUUUUAUAAAUAUUUAUAUGAAAAGGAUUGUGUGUUAAAGGAGCUUAAGAUUAAGCUUUUAAUUUGUUAAAGCUGGGAAUGUUAUUUUUGGGAUUAGGAGGAGAGGUUUGUUUAAGUGUAGCUUAAAGUGCUUUAUUAACAAAAUGGUUUUUAGGUUAAGAAAUGUCUUUAGCAUUUGGGUAUAAGAAAUAUUUAUUUAGGGUUUAAAUAACAUUUAUUCGUGUUGGAUCAGUAAUAGGUGCAAAUUGGUUACCAAAAGUUUAUAUUUGGUAUGGAAAUAGUUUUACUGCUUGUAUGAUGUUUUGUUUUGCAUUUAUUUUGAUUACUAUGUUCACUAGUUUCAUACAAUGUUUACUUGAUAAAAGAAGUGAUGAAAGAGAUAGAGAAUAGAUGAGCUAAUAAGAAUUAUCAUAAUUAGAUUAGUAACCACCUGUAAAUUGUAGUGAUGUAAAAGAAUUCAAAUUAAAUUACUAUUUAUUAUCAAUUAGUUGUGUAUGUAGUUAUAGUGCAUUUCUUAUUUUAUAAUCUAAUGGAAUACGUAUGUUUAAAAUAAGGUUAUUAAUAAUAUUAAUUUUUAGAUAUCAUCUUACAUUAACUUAAUAAACAUUUCUGUAUAGUUUACCAUAUUUUAUUAGUGCAACUGUGACUCCAAUUAUUGGUUAUUUUAUUGAUAAAAUUGGUAAACGACCAAUAUUUUUAAUAGUUUCUGGUAUUUUGUUAUUAUUGUCUACAAUAAUUUAUUCAAAAGAUAUAGAUUGUUCAAUCUAAGAUGAAUGUUUUAGUUUAGUAUUUUUAGCAUAAAUUAUUAAUGGAAUCUUUUUUGCUUUAUACGCCCCUGUAAUUUGGCCAUGUAUUCCUCUUUGUGUAAAUGCCAAUUCAUAAGGUGCUGGAUUUGGUAUUAUAGGAUCAAUCUAAAAUGCUGGCUUAACUAUUUUCCCAUUAAUUGUAGGUAGAAUUCUAUUUGAUGAAAAUGCUAUAAGUUAUUAACAUAUGAUUUAUUUUCUUGGAUUUAUUACAAUACUAGCAAAUAUAAGCAACAUUAAUAUUUAUUUUUAUGAUAUAUAUCAUGAUAAUAAACUUAUGAGACCAACAACUAAAUUACCUGAGUAUGAAAUUGUUGCUGAAUAAGAAGAAUAAACUGAUACAACUCGAGUUGAUUGA